Molecule: messenger RNA, 655 nt
Organism: Saprolegnia parasitica CBS 223.65
Lineage: Eukaryota; Oomycota; Saprolegniomycetes; Saprolegniales; Saprolegniaceae
Exons: 1
Coding region: 102-617 (171 amino acids)
Molecular function (GO): phosphatidylinositol binding
Source: RefSeq, a predicted model, not a curated record
CUGUGAAACUCGACUUCAACGCUUUCUCCAAAACUCAAGUCGCAUCUUCCAGCGUCUACCUCGCACCUCGGUCCAUCUUCCUAUCUCGUCCUCGCUUCAUCAUGCCCUACGAGAGCUUUGCCGGCGGCGCUGCGAAGCGCGUCUUCGCCAUCCUGAAUGUGACCCUCGACGUCGACCAAGAUGCGUAUGUGUACGAGGUCCAGAUCUCGAUGCCCGUGUACCUCCCCGAGAGCGACGUCAAGUACCAUGUCUACUCGGUGCUGCGCCGCUUCAACGACUUCAAGCGGCUCUACGAAGGCGUCGGCGACGUCGACGGGCUCAAGCUGCCCGAGUACGGCCUCUGGAGCGUCCUCCGCGCCGACGACGCUGCGUUCCUCGCGCAGCGCAAGCUCGGGCUCGAGACGAUGCUCAAGACGAUCGAAGAGAACGCGACCGCGAGCCGAUCCGGUGCGUUUGCCGAGUUUCUCGCGUCGCCUCAAAUGAAGCUCAACGGCGACGUGUCCUUCCAGCAGCUGACGACGACCGAGGACGCGACCAAGAGCCGAGCCAACUCGGCCGACCGGUCCUCGAACGCGACGCUCGUCGCCGACGACGAAGCCACGUCGGCUGACCCGUAGUCACCUUCUUAUCUUCCUCUUCCUCCUCCUCUACCUGA